UAUCGCUAGGCGCUCUCGAGGUAGCUCCACCUAGCUAGAUCGCUAUAUAUCCGACGAGGACGCGCGCAUGGCGGCACAGGAGAGCGGCAGGACAGCCACUGCGACCGCCGCGGCAGCGUGCCGCGAGCGCCGCUUCGUUGGCGUCCGGCAGCGGCCGUCGGGGCGGUGGGUCGCGGAGAUCAAAGAUUCGGCGCAGCACGGCCGCCUGUGGCUCGGCACGUUCGACACGGCCGAGGAGGCGGCGCGCGCCUACGACGAGGCGGCCCGUGCGCUGCGCGGGGAGAACACGCGCACCAACUUCGCGGACCGCGGCCGGCAUGGAUCAGCCGGGGUGGCCAGGGCCAGGCUGAGCAAGAACCUGCAGCAUGUCAUGGCGCGGGCGGCCGCCGCGGGCAGGGCCACGGCAUCGGCAUGCGCCGCGGUGGGCGAACAGUUCGCACUCGCCGCGGUGUUCCGGCACUGGCAGCAGCCGACCCUCGCGCCGCCUCAGCAGUGCGGCGGCGCUGAGGCCGAGACCAUGCACGUGAAGCGCGCGGUGCAGCCGAGCUUCGUCGUGCCGAGGCGGACGGAGGCGCCGCCGUCGCCAUCGGUGCUUGAAGCUGGAGACAUUAUUUGGGGCGCUGACGACGUCGACGAGGCCGUGGAGACGGGCGUCCAGGAGGGGUCUUUCAAUGUGUCCUCGUCUGUGAUCGUGCCGCCCUCGUUUAGCGCAGCUUCGUCGGAGUCUUUCAGCCUCGAGGACUUGUAGCUAGUGGAACUGGAACUGUAGAAGAAACGUCUCUUGCACCGUCUUGGUUCGUUCGUGUAGAUAUUGCGCAGACGACGUGCUGCCUGUGCCCUGUGUGGCUGUGUUGCAUGCUGUACUUCCCAAGGAAGAGAUGUUCAGGCUCAGUGGAACAAAUUAAAGCACGAUGAUCAAGUUCAAUUAAUCAGAUAUAUA
Phragmites australis (common reed) is the source of this 940-nucleotide messenger RNA. RefSeq names its product ethylene-responsive transcription factor 4-like. NCBI's taxonomy places the organism in Eukaryota, Viridiplantae, Streptophyta, Magnoliopsida, Poales, Poaceae. The transcript has a single exon. The coding region runs from base 68 to 748 and encodes 226 amino acids. The record is from RefSeq and is a predicted model, not a curated record. Gene Ontology annotation, biological process: regulation of DNA-templated transcription. Gene Ontology annotation, molecular function: DNA binding; DNA-binding transcription factor activity.